UCAGGUGCGAGACCAGGGGUGGAUUUGACAUUGGUUGCUUUGAUAGCUUCUGUACUAGUAGCAAGUGAUAACGGGGGUUUAGAGUUGAUUUCGACUCCCGCAGGGACGUAGGUAUUGUACGUAUAAUAUGUACCGGUGGCCGUUCCUUCGAAACCAGCGCCUGAUCCUUUCUUCCGAAAACUGAAAGUCGACUCUAUCCAAGUUGUCUACAACUUUUCCGACGGUUCAAAUCGAUUUCUUGCAAGGAUGCACAUUGAUAAAGACUUGAUACAUUCUUUGACUUACAGUUGUAUGACUUGACGAAGUAUAAUAGUUUCCCCAAGUUCGCUUGAAUACUCCCGCGUGAAUGACAUUGUUGCCGCCUGCUUCCAGUGGUGCGUUCCUCUUCAGAGAGCCUUCAUCAAGUCAUUAUCAUUACAUGAGAUGGCAUCUCAUUGACACAAUAACAACGCUCGAUUCCGAGAAGCCAAGUGAGUCGUACGGACGCACCUUCCCAAACCAAACAGCCAAACUGUUCUCGUCUUUUCCACUAUGAUGGAAACUAUCCAAUACCCCAUACACAGAGCCAAGAUGAAACGACGAUCCCUUGCUGCCGUGCUUUAUCAAAAGCCAACCGAGAGCACAGCUUCGGAGGAGAAAGAAGAAGAUGAUGAUCCAGAUACGACGGAGACCAUGACAUACGUGAACAUGAUACGGUCGUUACGGGAGAACGAUCCCAAAUUUGUAAACCUUGAGUUGCAUGGGUACACGGUGCCCAGCAGCUACGAUCCCUACGAUUUGAUACAAGCCCUUCGCAUCAACAAGACUGUUAGACACGUUGAGAUCUGGAAGGAGUUCCUUGUGGAUUUGUCGGGAGAACAGGGCCGGAACCUGUUUGAAGCCAUUGGAGAUCUUCCACGCUGCGAAACUCUCUUUUGCGACUUUCCCAACCCCAGAGAUGGAUUCCCUUUGCAGAUGCAUGCACUGACUUGUGUCUUGACGGGAUGUAGUCCAUUGAAGCAUUUGUCGUUGAGGAAUGUGGUAUUGGCCCGGCAUGAGCAAGAAGUAUCAGAAGCGCUACAGAAGCACAAGUUCCUGGAAGAGUUCCACGCCAAGAACUUUCUUCUGGUGAAUCGCAAGAUUACGCUGGAUCCACUUUUGCAAGCGCUCUCUGCCAUUCCAACGCUGAAGAUUGUGGAGAUUCGAAUGAAACGACGACAAUCCGGAGCUUUGACAAUCCGGCCUCUACGCCAAUUGUGCAAGUCCAAGAGUUUACUGGUGUUGAAACUGUGGCAAGUCAAACUCACCGAAGAGUUGGCAGUCCUUAUGGCAGACGCCCUUCGAAAGAAUGAAACACUCAAAGGACUGACUUUGUUUGACUGCGGUUUGACUCGGAAUGGAUACGAAGCUUUGUCACACAUGCUGCGAAUGAACUCUUCCUUGGUGGAGCUUCAGUUGUACGAUGAAGGCUUGGAUGACUCCUGUUGCAUGGCAAUUGCCAGUGGAUUGGAACGAAACUCUACGCUACAAGCUCUGACAAUGCAACCUCUUGUGCCAGUUUAUGAUUAUGCUGCAGCUGCAAUGUAGCUUGGAGAGAGGAAAUGAUGCCUGUGUGAGCAUUGGUUACAAGAUCGAGGAAGAGCAAACCAAUGAUGCAUCCAUGAUGACCCUCCCUGAAAAUGGUCUACGAGGGGCCAUUAUAGUAUGACUAUCAACCAAACAACAACCAGAAGGCAAUGCCGUCCUGAUAAGGUUGACCUAUAUUUCGUUUGGCCUUGGAAGAUACAAGGCAGUGAUGACAUUCCGUCCGAAGCGGAAAGGACAGGAAUCGAAUCUAGACUGCGCGGGGUUGCACUCUUAUUGCAAAGAAUCCUUAUACACAUUAAUUCAUAAAGGGCAUUCGCCAUGAGCCAAAAGAAGAGGUUCUAUAACUAGUAAAACUUUAAUACUUUAAGCAACCAUAUCCAACAGCUCA
Molecule: messenger RNA, 1954 nt
Organism: Seminavis robusta
Lineage: Eukaryota; Bacillariophyta; Bacillariophyceae; Naviculales; Naviculaceae
Source: the annotation of a GenBank genome assembly